AUGAAGACCUCCCUGAUCGCAUUUGGUGCCCUCCUCGGCUUGGCCUCGGCCCAAAAUGCCGUCGUGCAUAACCACUGUGACACCACUGUGUAUAUACAGUCGUUCCCUUAUGAUGGCAGCGCCCCCGGCCCUCUCACCACCCUUUCCAAGGGGGAAACUUUCUCCGAGAAAUUUAGACCAUCUGGCUCGACCGUCAAGAUCGCCAAGACAAAGACGCUGGAUACCCCUCUCUUCUUUGGCUAUUCGUUCUCUACUAAGCCUAAGCCGGACUACGCGUACUAUGAGCUGAGCACGGAAUGGGGCAACCCCUUCGCGGCGGAUGCCAAUUCGCUCAGUCCCGGAGCCGGCUGUGAGGCCUUUGACUGUGCGGCCAAUGAUGCCGCCUGCUACAGCACCCCAGCUCAUAAGAAGGUCUAUGGGUGCCCCCAGCCAGUCACCCUGACGGCGGACCUGUGUCAGUAA
Penicillium cinerascens is the source of this 462-nucleotide messenger RNA. RefSeq lists its product as uncharacterized. The coding region runs from base 1 to 462 and encodes 153 amino acids. NCBI's taxonomy places the organism in Eukaryota, Fungi, Ascomycota, Eurotiomycetes, Eurotiales, Aspergillaceae. The record is from RefSeq and is a predicted model, not a curated record. The transcript is spliced from 3 exons.